This is a messenger RNA of Hypomesus transpacificus, 642 nucleotides long. Its product is annotated as gamma-crystallin M3-like. Lineage: Eukaryota; Metazoa; Chordata; Actinopteri; Osmeriformes; Osmeridae. Gene Ontology annotation, biological process: lens development in camera-type eye; visual perception. The record is from RefSeq and is a predicted model, not a curated record. The transcript is spliced from 3 exons. The coding region runs from base 22 to 549 and encodes 175 amino acids. Gene Ontology annotation, molecular function: structural constituent of eye lens.
AAUCCCAGAGCAACAUCAAACAUGGGCAAGAUCAUCUUCUUCGAGGACAGGAACUUCCAAGGUCGUUCCUAUGAGACCAGUAGCGACUGCCCUGAGCUCACCCCUUUUCUGAGCCGCUGCAACUCCUGCAGGGUGGAGAAUGGCUGCUUCAUGGUCUACGAGAGGCCCAACUUCAAGGGAAACCAGUACUUUGUGAAGAGAGGGGAAUACUCUGACUGCCAGCGUAUGGGCCUGACUGAAUCCAUCCGUUCCAGUCGCAUGAUCCCCCAACACAGAGGAUCUUACAGGAUGCAACUCUUUGAGAGGGAGAACUUCGGAGGUCAGAUGCACGAGCUGAUGGAUGAUUGUGAUUCUAUCCAAGAGCGUUACCGCAUGUCCGACUGCCAGUCCUGCAACGUGAUGGACGGCCACUGGCUGAUAUACGAGCAGCCCCACUACAGAGGCAGGAUGAUGUACCUGAGGCCUGGAGAGUACAGGAACCUCAGGGAGAUAGGAAUGGGCAACACAAUGAGAUUCAGCUCUAUGAGGCGUAUCGUGGAUUCCUGUUAGGGUCAACGCCAUUGAUUUCCCUGACACUGACAGGAAUCAAUAAUUUGGCUUCAUUUGAAAUCAUAUUUACACAAUAAAAAUCAUUGAUGCUUA